This is a messenger RNA of Penicillium malachiteum, 807 nucleotides long. Its product is annotated as putative short-chain dehydrogenase/oxidoreductase. The transcript has 2 exons. Bases 1 to 807 code for a protein of 268 amino acids. Gene Ontology annotation, molecular function: oxidoreductase activity. Lineage: Eukaryota; Fungi; Ascomycota; Eurotiomycetes; Eurotiales; Aspergillaceae. The record is from RefSeq and is a predicted model, not a curated record.
AUGCCAUUCCAAUACAAGAAGGUCUUAGUUAUCGGUGCCACAUCUGGCAUUGGCAAGGAGCUGGCCAACAAGUUUGUGGAGAAUGGAACCCCAUUGAUUAUUGCCGGCCGAAGAAAGGAGAAUCUCGAUGUUUUUGUGCAGCAACACGGUGCCGAGAAGGUCAAGUCCAAGGUCUUCGAUGUUAUGCAACUGGACCAGAUCACUCAGUUCGCUUCGGAAGUUAUUGCUGAGAAUCCGGAUCUGGAUUGUAUCUUCGUCAACUCUGGCAUCCAGCGGCCCUUCGAUUUCUCCAAGCCGGAGACCGUCGACCUGGAUAUCUUCGACCAAGAACUCAUCACCAACUAUACCGCGGCUGUUCGUAUUUCGAAGGCCUUCAUUCCUCAUCUACAGAAGCAACAGACCCAGACUGCUCUUGCUUUCACCACUUCCCAAAUGGCUCUCGUCCCCAUGAUGCGCUGUCCCAAUUAUGGUGCAUCCAAAGCUGCCCUUCACCAUUUCAUCCUUGCCCUCCGAACUCAGCUGAACGAUGGGCCUGGCAACGUUAAAGUGUUGGAGAUUUACCCGCCUGCCGUCCAAACGGAGCUACACGAUGCUAAGCACCAGCCCGAUCUCAAGGAUGGCCACUUGAUCGGCAUGCCGCUGCAGGAGUUCAUUGAUGAGGUCUGGACUCGUCUGUCCAAUGGAGAGGAUCAGAUCGCCGUCGGUUCUGCCAAUGACAUCUACGAGGCUUUUGAGGUCAAGCGACAGGAGCUGUACCAUCAAAUGACGGAAAUGCUGUCAGGUUUGAUCAAGCAGUUCCUGCGGUAA